Molecule: messenger RNA, 1815 nt
Organism: Arabidopsis thaliana (thale cress)
Lineage: Eukaryota; Viridiplantae; Streptophyta; Magnoliopsida; Brassicales; Brassicaceae
Gene: OCT6
Product: organic cation/carnitine transporter 6
Exons: 1
Coding region: 130-1695 (521 amino acids)
Biological process (GO): transmembrane transport
Cellular component (GO): membrane; vacuolar membrane
Molecular function (GO): transmembrane transporter activity
Source: RefSeq, marked reviewed
CAGAUUCAGAUUUCAGACUUAUAUUUAUACAGUAGUUUGAUAAGAAUGAAUUAAUGAGAGUAUACCAUAAUACCAAUAGUCAAAUUCUUCAAAUACACCAAAACAAAAAAGCUUUGAAACUAAACGAUAAUGGCUGAUCCAAUAUCAGAACCAUUGUUGUCUCAUCUCACCGAUGAUUCUGGAGUCAACGAAAAAACCAGAUUAGAAGCAUUGACUUUCGACAAGAUCGUCGAACAAAGUCUAUCAGAUUUCGGAUUCUGGCAAUUUUUCCAGAUUUCCCUCGUUGGACUAGCUUUGCUCUUCGACGCUCAGCAGAUAUUCAUCACCGUGUACACAGAUGCUUAUCCCACGUGGCACUGUCUUAACCACACGAUCUGUGAUCCUUCAGCCUCCGACAUCUGCAAGCUUCCAAGAUCAGCUUGGGAAUGGGACGGUGGCUCCCAGGGCAAAUCCGUCAUUUCCGAAUUUGGCCUCGAGUGCUCGAGCUCUUUACUCAGAGGUAUGCCUAGUUCUGCUUUCUACAUCGGUGCCAUUGUUGGAGGGUUUUUUCUUGCUUUGAUUCCAGACGAUUCCUUGGGUCGCAAGAAACUAGUUUUGUUCUCAACCUUUGCAAUGUCAAUCACUUCAAUCUCUGUUAUCUUCUCAACCAAUGUAUGGAUUUAUACAUUCCUUAAGUUUAUCAUUGGAUUUUCGCGAUCACAGACCUGGUCAUACGCGUUGGUUCUCAUCAGUGAGCGAGUCUCCACCAGAUGGAGACCGAGAGCUACGAUGAUUCCAUUUACCCUAUUCGUUUUAGGGUUUAUGUCGUUGUCUGGAAUCGCUUUCCUUGCACAAGAUUCUUCAUGGAGAUAUCUAUAUCUAUACACAUCAGUUCCAGCGGUAUUUUACUGUAUCUUCCUCUACCUCUUCGCACUCGAAUCGCCUCGGUGGCUUCACAUGCAAGGAAAGGAUAAAGAAGCCAUUGAUGUUCUCACAAAGAUGUCACCGAAGGAAAAAGCUUAUUUGGAAUCAGUGGUUUCUAAGUUACCCCUCAAGCAAGAAAACUUUGAACAAGCGCCAACUUACUCGAUUAAGGACUUCUUCUUCCGAAAAUGGGCUUUUCGUAGGAUUUUAGUUGUUAUGAUCAUAAUGUUUGGGUUGGGAAUAUCGUAUUACGGCGUUCCUUUAGCAGCUAGAGACAUAGACGUCAACAUCUACUUGAGUGAAACCCUAAAUGCAUUGGUGGAGUUGCCUACUUUUGUUAUCACUCCGAUCUUAUUGGAGAGAUUCAACAGAAGAAGCUCUGUUCUUGUGAAUACCUUACUCGGUGGGGCAUCAGGGGUGCUCUGUUUCGUUCUCAGCAUUCUCGGCAAAACAGAGAUCGCGUUUGCCUUCGAACUCGGAACAUUCUUCUGCGCUAGAAUCGGAUUUAACCUUAUGGCAGUUUUUAUGGUUGAAAUGUUUCCAACUUGUGUGAGAAGCUCGGCAACAAUGAUGUUUAGACAGGCUCUUGUCGUUGGAGGAGCUUGUUGUCCGCUAAUUGCUUCGAUUGGAAGAUACAUACCCUCAGUAUCGUUUGCGAUUUUUGGAAUUGCAAUGUCUGGUUUAGGAAUGUUCGUUUUGAUUCUGCCUGAGACAAAAGGUUUGAGUCUCUGCGAUUCGAUGGAAGAACAAGAAAAGAGAGAUCAAGCCGUAAAUACCAGCCAUGUUUGCUGAGAGUUUAAGAGUUUGUUUAGCUCAAACAUUCUCCAUUUUCAUAUGUUUUCUAUUAUGUGAUGUUUGUCUUGAUUUUAAGAGUAAACUAUUUUAAGUUGUGUCAAGUAAAAACUAAAGAGU